UUAGUUGCUUCCAUAAACCCCAACUUAAAACAAAAAACCUCUCUCUCUUCUCCGGAUAUGGCCUAUACUUACCGUUUAGCCGCUCUUCUUGUACUCAUAUCCGCCACCGUGGGUUUCUCCUCCGCCGUGUCGGUCGAGCAUCAACUGCUGAAGUUAAACGCUACUCUCUUCAAAGGAAACAUCAGUCUCAAUAUCAGCAAUUCAGUCCAAAAAAACAUCAAUCUCAAUAUCGUUUGGUACGGAAAAUUCACACCAAUCCAACGGACCGUCAUCGUCGACUUCAUCCGCUCCCUCAACUCCCCCGCCGCCGCCGCAAAAGAUCCCUCCGUGGCGUCGUGGUGGAAGACGACGGAGAAGUACAAAGGCGGCGCGUCAACGAUCGUCCUCGGUAAACAGCUCCUCCUCGAGGACUACCCUCUCGGAAAAUCCUUAAAAAGUCCUCACCUCCGACCUCUGUCAGGCAAACUUAAAGGAGGUGGUGUUGGGUCGAUAACAGCCGUUUUAACGGCGAAAGACGUGACCGUUGAGGGGUUUUGUAUGAACCGGUGCGGGACCCACGGGUCGAAGUCAAGCACCGUGGACGGUGGAGCUUACCUUUGGGUUGGAAACUCUGAAGAGCAGUGUCCUGGCUACUGCGCGUGGCCGUUUCACCAGCCGUUAUACGGACCUCAGACUCCGCCGUUGAUCGCGCCUAACGGUGACGUCGGAGUUGACGGAAUGAUUAUCAACCUGGCGACGCUACUGGUUAACACCGUGACGAAUCAAGAAGCCGUCUCGACAUGUACUGGGAUGUUCGGGUCCGGUGCUUACCCCGGUUACCCGGGUCGGGUUCUCGUGGACAAGACUACCGGAGCGAGUUACAAUGCUUUGGGUCUCGCCGGUAGGAAAUAUCUUUUACCAGCUAUGUGGGACCCUCAGACUUCGAAGUGUAAGACUUUGGUUUAAAAGACUCGUGGCAAUAAUGACUUGGGAGACAAAUAAAGUUGUAGAUAUAUACCCCGUCUGGUUCGGGGAUGUGCUGCUUUUCUUUUCUUUAUUUAUGUUUUUUCUUUAAGAAAAUGUUUCUAGUGUUGUUUUGUAUGUAUGAUAUGUGGAGAAUAAUAAAACCGAUUUUUAGUCUC
Molecule: messenger RNA, 1121 nt
Organism: Brassica rapa (field mustard)
Lineage: Eukaryota; Viridiplantae; Streptophyta; Magnoliopsida; Brassicales; Brassicaceae
Product: protein EXORDIUM-like 4
Source: RefSeq, a predicted model, not a curated record